Messenger RNA from Bipolaris oryzae ATCC 44560, 1080 nucleotides. RefSeq lists its product as uncharacterized. The transcript has 3 exons. Gene Ontology annotation, cellular component: membrane. Gene Ontology annotation, molecular function: signaling receptor activity. The coding region runs from base 1 to 1080 and encodes 359 amino acids. The record is from RefSeq and is a predicted model, not a curated record. NCBI's taxonomy places the organism in Eukaryota, Fungi, Ascomycota, Dothideomycetes, Pleosporales, Pleosporaceae.
AUGACAUUGGUUACUUGCCAAGGCGCUAGUAAAGAGGAAGCGGGGAUCGUGGAAGGACAGAGCAAUGGAUAUGGGAAUUAUGGCACAACGUCAACACAACAGCAGCGCGAGCAGCUUGUCAAAAAGAGGGGCCGAGGUCAAGUUAUUCAGUCUGUGUCUCCCAACGACGACGACGAGUUGCUUGAAUGGGAUGACUUGUGUAAGGGGCCUCCGUUCUUCUACUCGUCACGAGUCAUUUUUGGUGGUCAACUAACAGUUUAUGUAUACAGUGCAUUGGCAACAAGACAAUGGUUUAUACUGACCAAGCACCGACGAGCAACCUUUUCCUACCAGCGCUCGCUCAGGAGCGUGUUCCAGAUUCACAAUGAGACUGUCAACAUUUGGUCGCAUAUCUGGGGCACUGCAGGUUUUCUAUAUGCCAUGGGCGCUUUGGGGCUGUAUAUGAGGGAACUGGACAGGCACGAACAAGACGAGUUGGCAGUACUGAUCUACUUCAUCUCGGUCAUAGCAUGCUUCUUUUUUUCCUUUGUUUACCACAUCUUUCUAGACCACAGCCAAAGCGCCCGCAUAUGGACAAGUCGCUUCGACUACCUCGGAAUCGUGGUACCUCUCUGGGGUACCACCAUUGCUAGCACCAAUUUUGGUUUUCGCUGCGAACCUGACCUGCGCAAGACUUACAGUGUCUUCGCCACGGGCGCAGGGCUCGCAUGUGCAGUCACUACACUCCAUCCUUCCUUUACUGGCAUAGCUUCUAAAGGUUUCCGGACAGUAACUUAUCUUCUCCUUGGGCUUUCUUCGUUUCUGCCCAUUAUUCACGGUUUGCACCUCUUUGGGUGGCAGCAAAUGGAACAGAGGAUGAGUCUGUCCUACUAUCUCGCACUUGGGCUUUGUCACAGCACGGGUGCAAUAACGUACGCAAGCAGGGUGCCUGAAAGAUGGUAUCCAAAACGUUACGAUCUUGUCGGGAGUAGCCACCAGAUCAUGCAUGUGCUGGUUGUAUGUGGCGCGGCAGCAUAUGGCCUAGGUGUGCUCAAGGCAAGAGAACAUUGGAAAGGCUUCAAUUGUGCGGGUCUUCAGUGA